Lepisosteus oculatus (spotted gar) is the source of this 5973-nucleotide messenger RNA. NCBI's taxonomy places the organism in Eukaryota, Metazoa, Chordata, Actinopteri, Semionotiformes, Lepisosteidae. The record is from RefSeq and is a predicted model, not a curated record.
GUGCAGCUCCAGGGGUGUGGAGUGCUGUCACAUGGGGUCAGGAGCCUGGGCCCACCCAGAAUGUGAGUCGUCAAUCAUGCAAUACAAGCAGCAAGAUAAGGCCGGAGUGGGGAAUGCCUUUCUCUUCAGAGUUAAUCUCCCGUUUAACACCGCUCUCUGAUAGCGAACAAGUAUUUUCUUGAUCUGAGAUCAUGAUUCUGAAAAGCCGGCCUUCACAGAAAAGGCAGAGAUGGGGGCAUGCCGUGCAGGGGGUUGUGUUUCAUGAGCAGAGGCAGGCCAGCCCUGUAGGUCCUGUGGUGCACUUUAUCACCACUCUUGUUGCUUGUGAAUCUGUGCCAUGGGGGUCUCGGCUCGGCACAACUCCGCUAACUUUACUUUGUUUUCUUCAUGAGAAGUAAGCAAAGUGUUUUGCCCGCCGCAGAAACCUCUGGGGGAAAAAAAAACAAAACUCUGCAUUACCACUUUCUUGAGGCUCUUUUAGAUGCAAUCACCAGAAGGAAAAUAGUUACAGAUAAGAACAAGGCUGUGACUCUGAGAUUGGAUCUUUCCCAGCAAGGUGGGAGCCAUUGGAGGACUGCCUUUCUGCUGCUGACCUCCAAAAUGCUCCUUGUUUCCUGGGGGACUUUAAUAGGAGCGACACUGAUGCUUGCAUGUCAAGUACUUGUGACUGUCUUUGAAUUGUGGUUCCUUCCGGUCUGAACAAUGAAAAAGUAAAAAAUAGAUUAUGUUGAGCAAAAAGGCGAAAUUAUAAAAACAGCCAAAUGUAACACAAAUUGCAGAGCACUGGGUUAUUUAUUGCAGGCUGUGCACCUCAGUCUCCUUCUGGGAAAGUAGAAGACAUGGUGCCCAGUUCAUAGUGUAUAAAUUAGAUCUUUGCUUUCAUAAUCAAACAAUGAGCAUAGAAAUGUAUUUUCUUCAUAUCUGUAUUGUGUUUUGACUGCAUACAGAAAUAGGGAUUGUUAAAAGUAAUAAUGACAAGGAAUCAGGAUGUCUGGCUAGGGGCUAUAUACCAUGUGUUCAGCUGCAGCAGCCUUUCACGUUUGGACUCAACUGCAGUUAAGCAAUGUAAAUAAAGACUUUGAAUUCAAGUUGUGAUUGAGAUUUCUGUCAUUGUGCUGUCACUGGAAGAUAUCACUCAGCUUUAGCAGUUCUGUGACGCUUUCUGGAUGAAACUGUACACUGUAAAGCUGGAGAUCCUCAAUGUUCUAAAUCUUCAAUACAUGCAGCUGCUGGUGAGCAGGUGGUGCUUCUUUACACAAAGGGUGGUGGGAGCGUGGAACAGGGUGCGCAGUUGUACUGUUGAUGGCCAUACCCUGGCUUCUUUGAGGAAACAUCUGGAUCCUUGCAUCAGUUAACUAUUUCAAACCAAAUGAGCUAGACAGGUCGAAUUUCCCUUUCAUUUGCUUUUUUGUUCUGAUUUCGAUUUUUCCAUCCUGCAAUGUUGCCUUUGUGCCUAGGUGGUUGACUGAAAUCCACUCAUAGGUACAGACUUGAAGAAUGGAAUUGGUUAGAUUUUUUUUUUAUUCAACAUUUCAUGCAACGAUACUGCAAAAUCUCUUUUCAGAUCUAUUUUGGCUGCUAGCUAAUAACAUAAUUUCAUAUUGCAGCGGUUAAGACUGAGCAGGAUGUUGCCCCCUCUGAUUUACUUGUUGGGAAGACCCGGAGACGCCGCAACAAGCACCAGUCGGUCUGCCCAAGCACGCAAACACACCGUAAUUUGUUGUGCCAACUUCAUAACAAAUUACCACACCAUACCCAUCAUUUGAAGGUUUUGUAAAUUGUUAAUUCUGCGAAAGUAUGCUAGGAAUUUAUUCUCAUAAUCACAACUGUCAGUCUGUGUAUAUUUGUAUGUUCAGUUAUACAGUAGUUUUUUAUGCACGGAUUACUUCAUCAGCGGUUUCUAUGUUGUCACACAAGCGCACUCGAUUCUUUCCCGUUGAACGAUCACAAUGACGUAGUUGGUGUUCUGUAUUGUUAUUUAUGAAAUAUGAAUUUGGGGAAAAGACUGUGUGUUAACUGUAAUAACUUUUAUGACUGACCCGGUGUUUUAGUAAUGCAGGUUUCUUGAGUCAAAUUCUGUUUGUCUACGUUGUGACAAAAUUAUUUUUUUUUCAAGUUUGUAAUACAGAAUAAACGUCAAAAAGAUUAACGAUAAUGGAUCUGGGAAUAACGCAAAACAAAAAAAAAAGGCCUUGUCAUAAAACUGAAUGGAAUAUCAAGUAUUAAACACAGACGAAUUGUGAAACUAUAUUCGCACCGCUCACACAAAUUGUCAGACGGCAUACGGCCAAGUACGCAUCUAUCAUUUUUAGAGACAGAACAGGGGUAAACAUUUAAAACUUCCCGUGACGUCGAGAAAGUUUGCUCCGUGGCUGUGCGUGACGGUGCGUUCGUAGUGCGGGUGGGGAGCACAACGGGUAAGUGCGUGGGAGAGAGUUUGUCUGCGUUGCGCCUUUAAGAGCUCCGUUUCCACCGCCGCGCCGUGUCCCUCAAACUUGGGAAGUCUGUGAGCACCGUGUGCCGCGGUGCUUCUGAAGGAAGUGACGGGAUUGAUUGAAUGGGAGAGAGAGAGAGAGAGGAAAGUAAAGAGACAAAGCAGAGCCCGAAAAAAAAAAGUAAAGACGCGGGGAGUGUUGGAGAGAGCCGGAGAGACAGAUGGGGGAGUUUUCAACCCGCAAUCUCCUCUUUCCAGUCGCUGCGUUUGUGCACGAAGACGCGAAAAGCCGUCCGCGCUUCUGAAGUGGCUGCUCCAGUGCUGAGCAGAGAUUUGCGAUUUCCAGGACAGAGAAGCACACAAGGAGCGCAGUUCUCUGUUGCACGCAAACUAAACUUUUUUUUUUUUGGAGGAAGGGGAGAAAACGGAGACUUAAAAUCCUCAGCAUGAUACCUUUACGGAGUUGCGUGGAAGGAGCGGCUCACGGCAAAUUACCCCGCUACCCCAGCGGCGGUAGACAUUGAAAACAGCUUCAACUUAAUUAAAACCCCGCUUGAGUCCUAUAAACUAGAGCGAGUGGGUUCACUUCACACAAACGGUGCAGAAUUAAAAGUGAAUUCUGGGGAGGAUUUCGACUUGAGACGCUAUUUUGUUUUUCUCCUCCCGGUCCGAGUUCGGUUUUGCCUGUUCUGGGAUGUUGACUGUGUGGAUCUUGCCGGUGUCGGUUCGGAUUACUCGGGUUCUCGCUGCGUUGCUCCUCCUGUCAUCGAGUGGGUUUAGCUCCGAGCUGAAGGUCCGAGUGCGCGUCGCCGAUGGGCAGGUCGCAGAGGAGACCCUGGAAGCGGACAGCGAGAGGGAUGUGAUUACCGUGGAGUUCAGGCAGGGGGACGGUACUCUCAUCACCUUCGUGGCCGAUUUCAAACAGGAUGUGAAGAUUUUCCGUUCGCUGAUCCUGGGGGAGCCGGAGAGGGGACAAAGCCAGUAUCAGGCUCUGUGCUUCGUCACCCGCGCGAGAUGUUGACGUCUCUUUAUCCCUUCCUUGCAGAAGAACCCGCGGGCGAUCCGGUCGGCGGAGGAGAAGCGUGGGGCGGAGCACCUGGCCAUGAACGUGGCGGUCAACCUCAGCCAGGCGGGGCAGCUCAGCGCGCACAUCCGCAACGUCUGCGCCGAGGCCCGCGGGGCCGUGUACUCCCGCGAGGCCGACGUGCGCCACUGGCUGGACCGAGGGGGUGGCGGCGGGGUUAGGGAACGAGGCCGUUCCGGAGAGCGGCCGCACUCUGAAUCCCGGUGUUUUCCAGGGCUGUGUAGGUGGCAGCCCUGCGCCUGCAGCUACAGCCUGCGCCUGGAGUGGUACCCCUGCCUGCUCAAGUACUGCCGCGGGCGCGACGCCGCGGGCAGGGCCGCGCCCUACAAGUGCGGCAUCCGCAGCUGCAGCAAGGGCUACCGCUUCGACUUCUACGUGCCCCAGAAGCAGCUCUGCCUCUGGGAGGAGGACGGCUAGAGCCGGCGGGCUCCCGUCUCUCCGAGCGCCUCUCUCCAGAUUUACUUUUAUGCCCUAUUUAAAGAAAAAUAAAUGGAAGAUGGAAGAUGGUUUUAUUGUGCAGCGGUACCCGAUUUUUCUCUUGCCGGGGUCGGCAGGGGGUUUACGAGAGGAAACGAUAACCUCGGCGUCUCGGAGCCGGAUGUGAUGUUUUGCCGGGGGAAACCGGAACGGCGUCGGCUGGGGGGGGCUGGGGGCUGGCGUCACGAGUGACCCCCCCCCCCCAAGGAGCAGAGACCCGAGCUCUCAUGGCCCACGAGACAUUCGGAGGAUCGCCCCCUCUUUUUUUGGGGGCGGGGUGGGCGGAUCGAUGUAGUGAGGACGUGCUGAAACCCAGCCGGGGCACGCUGCUGCUCCAGGACCCCCUCAGCGCUGGCGCGGCCUCUUCCCCAGGCUGAGAGCCCCCCGCGGUGCCCGGGAAGCAGCCCUUUCUCCCCCAGGCUUGACACGAGUCUGCUCUCCAGCCUGCGAGCUGCCACAGACCCACAGAGCCGCGCAGGAAUUUUUAUGGCCAGAUGAGUGACGUUGCAGCCCUGCCACUGAGGAGGGAUGAGCAGCGGGAUCUGCCGGCACGGGUUCUAAGGUGCCUCUUGAACUGUGGGUUGCUGACCACCUACAGAGCAACAGCCCUGGAAACGUGCCUGAAGAGUGGAAAGAAGCUCAAUCCUGCAGCUCCUGAAGUGUGUUGACUGCACUGGAUAACUGGAGUAUUCUGGGACAGUCACAAGACCAAGCAGGCAAACCAGCGUUGCGACUAAACAGGGAAAUGUUUGCUCAGAGUUCCUGCAUUUUGGGAGUGAUCCAUUUCCCUAUAUCUUUGAUUUUCCUUUUUCUUAUUUGAUUUCCCGUUUAUCACAAAGCCAGGUUGCCUUAUUUCUCUCUGGACUGCAGGUUCUAUUUAUUUUCAAACAGAAUAAAAUGAUCGAUGAUUAAUCUUUUUUUUUUUAAAGGAUGGGUGUAUGUUUACAAGGAAUUGUUGCUCAUAGUCUCACUCAUGUUCAUGGUAUUCUGCAUGUGUCUCAUAGAUCAGGCCUUGCAGGAGAAUUAGGAGGAGGGCCGGGGUUUGCCUUUUAAAACUGAAAAUAUUCAUCUUGUUGCCGAACAGCCUGGCCAUGAACCUCACACGUUGUAUUCUGACCUCAGAGCAGUUCAACACAAUGUCUGUACAUUGCUGUCAGGGUGUAUACCUGCCUAAUUGUCAGCAAUCCCUUAUAUUUGCAGCUUAAUACUGUCCUUCUGAAGGAUAUAUAUACAUAUUUAAUUUGAAAAGUUUCAUAUGAUGGUGCUUCACAGACUUUUGAGUCUGUGUAAGAAGGACCUAUUGCUGAUUUGCCCCUAGGGUGAAAGCUGUUGGCCGUGAAUAGAAGGAUAAGGCCUUCAUAACCCGAGACUGAGAAUAACUGCUUUCUGUGUAAAGGCGCUGUUGAAGGAGUCCCCCGGGACUGUUGAAAGUAGGGGCAGUCUGAGAGGGUCCAUGUCGGAGCUCCACUUGCGAAGCGGGGUGGAGCUGCUGUGUUCAGGAAGGCUCUCGUCCCGCCUGCGGCUGAGCCCGUGAAACACGGAAGGAACAAGGGCGUUCCUGUUUACCUGCGCUACCUGUCCUCCGAGCAGUGUCGCCUCGCCUCGCCUCGCCUCGCCGCGCCGCGCCGCCAGCUGGCAUCAGGGCCCAGUCGCCAGUCUCGGAGCGGUGCUGCCCGGCCCCACAGCCAGCUCGAGUCAUCUGGGGCCGGCGCCCAGCGGCUAGGGUCGCAGCAGGGCCGCUAAACAGGAAGGGAGGGAGAAAGAUAACUUGCCGAUUGCAAUAUUGGAGCACCUUAUGAGUCAUUAUUUUCCAGGUACUGUGCUUGUAAAGCUGAAGGUUAGAGACCUGUUUUUUUUCAUAGGCGUUCCGAAAACUUCAACUACCUGCAUCCCAUACAGAUAACCUUUAAUAAUAAUAAUUUAUAAUAAUUGCUUACACUUAUAUAGCGCUUUUCUGGGCACUCCACUCAAAGCGCUU